AUGAGGGGGACCUACAAGUCAAUUGGGUCCACAAGUGAGUUAGAAGAAUGGUCAUGUAGAGCAAUGAGUAGAAGGCUUGAGUGGCUAAAGACAAGUUGGGGCACACGUGUGUCACUCUCUUCCCACGUCACUCACAUCACCAAGUAAGGAUAUUGUUAAAAGUAGAUUAAAGUGUUUUAAUUAGUUUUAUUAUUUAAUUUUAUUUUUUUAACUUUCAGAAUAAAUAUAGUAUAUAUUGUUAAUUUCAAAAGUCUAAAGUUCAAAUACUUAGCAUAAUUUUUUAUGAUUAAAGUAAAAAAUAAAAAAAUAUAAAAAAUAUCUUCCACCCGCUAGCAAGCCGACACUCGGUAGCUGACCCAAAGGGGGGAUAGUGGUUGACCAGGUAGACCUAGAUUGGGGGAGCCACGAGCUGGGCUCGAGUGACAAAGGCCUCGCUCCGCGCACGUGUGCGUCACUCCCCUUCUAUGUCCCGAUGGCCAACCAGUUGUGGGGCAAGGAGUGCCCAUACACACGUGUGCGCACGAGGGUGAACCACCUUAUUGCCUUCUCCCAAGAUGGUCUUGGGCAUUAUUUUAUUUCGAGAGAAGGGAUCUCUACUGAGGGAGAGAAGCUUUAGUUUAUAUUUGACACAUGUGUCUGAUAUAUUUCUGCUAUGGGACUAAAUGUUUUCAUCUAUUUCAGCGUAGCCAUCUAGAUCGCAGUGCGAUCCUAUAGUUCGCAAAGAGCCACGUCAUCAAAUUAACUAGAUCAUAUAGCUAACGAACAACAACUAUACCAAAUACGUAAAGUGAUCCAUCGGCGGUUCACAAAUCCAAUGUCACAUAGCACGCAUGUAGCCUUAAAAGAUGAUCCGAGAGCUAUGGAGGCGCCAUAAUACUAGGAACUUAAGUUCUCAAUCAGUAGUGGUUCGUAGUAGAUUGAUCUUGCAUCACUCAGCGUGCCACGUACCAAGCUCAUCUGAUCUAGUGGCUCCUAAAAUGCCACGAUAUCAAGAACUUAAGUUCUCGCACAUAUCACCAUUAGGGAUAUACAGACAAUAAUCAAUUAUUGUCUAGUAAAAUAGAUAUUAUCAAUCAUCUUUAAAAUCCCGAGGGUGGUCGCAAAUACGACAAUCCGUUCUUCCCUCUUUUUGCAUGAUCGAUGUCUCUGGCGAUCGGCAAGCUUCUUCUUUCCUUCCCUGACUGCAUUCAAGGCUUCUAGUGAGGAGUCAACUCUUCCCUUCUCCUCUCAGACAAUAGUGACAGUGUGGUUGACCCUUCUUUUGGCAAAUCUCUUCGGCAAGCAGCGCAAUACUUCCGAAUAAUACUUUUGCGACUUCCAGUGUGGUGUGGCACGUCUAGACAAAAUCAAACCAUCACACCAGUGUCUCCAAUUGCCUAGGAGGUAAACUAAACUUGGGUAAUGAUUUAUUUCCUAUUUUCAGUAUUUACUUACUUACUUUUAUCAUUUGUUUACAUUUUACGACAAGUUCUUUCUAUUUCAUACACAUUUUGAUUGAAAUGAGUAUACCUAAUUCAAAUCUUGAUGAAUGAUCUUCAUUCUUCUUCUGAAUCCUCCAAAACUCAUUUGAAAUUAAGCUAAGAUCAUUUUCAACUUGUUUUCUAUUAAUUUUCGUAGUUGAAUCUCAACAUAUUCAUGUUCCCGGUGUUUCGCAAAUAAUGAGUAUUUUACUAUUUUCGAACACAAAAUCACCGAGAUUAAAGGAUGAUUAAUGAGCGUUCAAUAGUUAAAACAAGUUGGAGACAUUCACGGCUGAGCUCAUAUCAUGUGUGUGAAUCCUCGAGCACACAUUCGUCCAAGAAAAUGGGUUGACCGUAUUUCUCUCUUUCUUCAUUUUCAUCUUAUUUCUCUCUCUCCCUCUCUCAUGAGACCUCUCUUCUCUCUCCGUCUCUUGUGAGAUCUCUCCUUUCUCUCUAUGUCUCUCUCUCUCUCUCUCGUGAGACUUUUCUCUCUCUCUAUCUCACGUGGGAUUUCUCUCCUCUGCAUUACUACGACUUACAAAGGACAAAGGACUUUGCAUACCAGAUCUGGUCAACAACUUUGCUCUUCGACUAGAGCCGUGCACCUCUGUUCCUUGCUCACGACAUGACACUUCUGAAGCCCCGAGGAUGAUUCGAGAGCGCCUGUCUUCCUCCCUUAAUCUGCGGCAUCACUCGACAUAGAAGGUUGCCAGAAUUGGAGAGGAGCCCGAAGCCCGCAACAAACAGUUCCCCCUCCUCUUGUAUGGAAACUGAUAGAAGAGAGAGCGAGUGACCUGCGGUGGGGGGGUGUUGGGGGGCUGGGGGAGAGAGAAGGGGGGAGAAGAGGGGAGCAGAGAGUGAGAGAGAGAGAGAGAGAGAGAGAGAGAGAGAGAGAGAGGAGACAGAGAGAAGGGAGGGAGAAGAGGGGAGCAGCGAGAGAGAGAGAGAGAGAGAGAGAGAGAAGGGUGGAGAAGAGAGGAGUAGAGAGAGAGAAAGAGAGAGGAAGCUAGGAGAGUAGACAGAGGAGAAAAGAAAGAGGGGCGGCGGGAGAAGAUGUGAAUUGCUCGGUUGGCAGCAGUUGAACGCGUCAACUAUAUGGGGAUCGAUUGGGAUCUAAGGAACGAAUGGGUGAGGCUCGUGUGGGCCCUAGAAGUUUAAAAGUCAAAGGCAAGAAUAAAUUGAACGGAUGCGUUAUUUCUGAUCAUUUUGUCCUCCCACCACUGCCUUUGAGUCAUACUGAAAGCACCAAGAAAUGAUACACUACAUAGAAGGUGAAACGAGAGGAGUAUAAAGCAUUAGCUCCCAGUAUUUUGACGUUCCAUCGAGUAAAAUUUCAAAGUCAAAUGGUAGACAAAGGUAAUGAGCCGGACAUUAGAUUCAAAGCUGUAACUUUUUCUGGUAUCACAGCCACAAAAAGGAUAAAAGAGCAAAGCAGACAUAGUAAAAGGUUUUAAGAAUACUGUGAGCUUUGACUGGUCCGGAUUUGAGUCAAUAUGAACCCGAUACGGCCUGUUUCCUAGAGGCAGAAAGGCAUGUUUUUUUUCACAAACGAGGACUAGCUUCAAGUCUGACCAAGUCAACUGAGUCAGCAUCUAGUCAUUCGUAGACAUGGUCAUCAUCUUCAUAGUGGGAAAUAGAUAGCCACCAUGUGAAAUGAGAUGUUGGGCAAAGCCAGGAAUAAGAUCGAUGUGAGCAAUCUCUGCGUAAGUCCGUUCUAGCUGAUCAGCUUGAUUUCAGGAUCUUUAACCAAUUAUUGCUUAGUGGGCUCCCAGCCUAGAAAGAGAUGUUAUAAGAGGCUAGGAAACUAAGUCGGAUGUUAAAAGGAAAAAUAUCUCCGCGUUGACCUUGCAAGUUGUCCUUAUAGAACUAGAGAUGGGUGGAAUAUGACGUGCCUAUAUUGCUGUUUACAGGAAGGGAGUGCAUGUGGCGAAGCCCAAUCAUUAUGGACAGAAAAGAAAGUCAAAUUGGAAUCUAGAUUGUCGCACUAUAGUUAUAACAAAGAUGUUAUUAAAAUGAUCAGAAGAGAAAAUCAUUAACUUAAUUACAGGGGCAAACAAUUGUUGAUCCCCGCCUUUGAGAGGGAAUCAGCAAGGGUAUCGUAUUAUCAUACUCUUCGAAACGCCGUUUACGUUACCCAUUUCUUGAUAGCUGGAUUUACAUUUCCUGCGAGAUCACAAGAUACAUUUAAGAAGGAACAGCUUGAUACUCCUCAUCGCCGGAGAAUUUUCACAGUGGGCGUCCAAAAACACCGACGUUACGGCCGCCAAAAAUAUGAAAAAGGGAAUUAGGGUCGGCUUGAUAUUCUUCGCCAAUUUAGGAUCCGUAACGAAGAAAAGCAGCACGAUUCCAGCUAAAAAACCCAGGAACAUGAAAAACGAAUAGCUUUCAGGAGAGAACCAGGAAUUGGAUACUCCAGAGAGCUGAUGUGGGUAAUUGAUGACGCUGGCAAUUCCGACUGCAAUGGCGACUUGGGCGAUCCUCCUAGCACAUCUUAGGUCAACAGGAAAGGGCAUGGCCUAUGCUGGGGAAGCAGAUUUGUGGGAAGGGAGGUUGGGACUCAUUUGAUUGGGUUCUCUCUCCUGAGCUAUAUAUACAUGCCUAGAAAGCUCGUGGAGAGGACCGUGUAUCGCCGGCUGCGUCUCUUUCCCGCGUAGUAGGAAGGGAGCCGCGGAUCAUGAGGGCAAUGGGAGUCGUAAAGAUGAUAGAACCCUUAUAACGCCACAGAAGAUAGAGAAAUCGGGUUUGCGGCGGGAGUGACCAGUUCAAAGUGAGGAGAGCGGAUCUGUAGAGAUGUAAUGAGAGAGAGAGAGAGAGAGGUUCUUUGACGUGGUCCACGCGUUAACAUCGGAAUGAAACUUCCUACCUGUACGUUAGUUAUGACGGAUAUAUAUAUUUCAGGCGCAAGAUAGUCUAAGGCUCGGAAUCCCAUUCACCAACCUCAAACUUCCUACCUGUACGAUUUGUAGCUCUUGACAUUUACUGCUUCGAAAGAGUGUUGUAAGAAGUUUUAAUUUUUUGAUUAAAAAUUUCAUCAGUUAUUUUAAAUUAUCUGUUAAAUAAAAUAUUACUCUAAAAUGAAAAAAGGAUAUAUGUUUAACGUACCUUAACUCUAAAAACUGUCUUAAUGUGAUAUUAGCCGAAUUAAUUGCUGUCCAAGACUAUACAACAUAUAUCAUUGCCCAAGGUGGCACGCCUUAGGAGUGGCUUGCAGCAACAGUUUCUUCAAACCAGAGAAAUAGGCUAUCAAAACUACAAUUUUCCGUCAGUCACAAAGGAAAUUAUCAUGUAUUAAGGUUAUAAUGAGUUUCAUCUAAAAAAAUCUUGUAGAAAGAAACCAUCUUAAUAUUGACAACAUAAAAUGCAUGCCUUUCUCCCAACCUGUGUCCAACAGUAAAUUAUCAUUUCGUUCUAUGCAGUCACCUAAAUUGACUCAAAUGAAUUGCAAACUGGAUAAUAGAAAACCCUGAAUGAAAUUGCCCAAUGUUAAUCCCACAACAAUGUACAGCUCCUAUUGAAAUCGAAAUACUUUGUUGGUGUUUCUGACCUUAACUGAAGGUAUUUUUAACCUUGUUAUCAGUUUUUAUGCUUAUGUUUGUAUACGGUAGGAUUUGAUAUUAUUUGCACCCUGUAACUACCAAUUAAAUUGAAUUACAAAUUAACCAAUUUUAAUCAUUAUCUCAUGUCCCGGACCACAACCACAUUCUCCUAUUUCUUUCUCUCUCUGUCUCUCUCUCUCUUUCUCCAAUGAGGCACCACCAUUAACAAAAACACAUGCCAAGAAUAAGGUUGCCUGUGGCAUAUAGGCAAAUCCUUUGCCAAAUAUCAACUAAAUGGUAACUCAACUUUAUGCCUCAUUCCUUGUCCAUGUUUGGCCUAUGUUGGUCGUGCCCUUGUGAAAGUUGUAUGGGUGUGAUAAAAAUAUGUAAGCUCUCAAUGAAUCAAGGUCAGGUGCAUAACUAGCAAUCUUAUCAUGAGGUUAUGGUUAGUCAAAUAUGUAAGGGGGACUAUUCAUAUGAUCUCUUGAUGACAUUUAAAAAAUAAUAUAUUAAAUCCCAGAUAGUUAGAUAAUAGGAGUGAUUUGCACUUAUUGUUGUGUUUAAAUAUAUAUUAUCUAAUAAUAUUUAUAACUAAGACUUAAUAAAAUAUUAAUAUAAAAGUAAGUCUCAAGUCAAACAUAGGGAGAUUGAUUAAUCCAUUGUGAAAACUAAUUUAGUUUAUAUAUAAAGUGAUUUAAUAUUUUAUCAAUAAUUAACAGUAACUAUAAAAUAUAAGGGUGAGGUGAGAAAAAUAAAAGAAGGGAAGUGGAGAAAUAAAGGAAAAGAGAGAGAAGAGAGAGAGCUCUUACGAAAGAUGAGAGAAGAGAUCUCUCGUAAAGAGAGAGAAAGAAAGAGGAGGAAAUCUCAUGUGAGAGAUAUAGAGAGAGAAAAGUCUCACAAGAGAGAGAGGGAGAGAGAGGGAGAGAGAGGGAGAGAGAAGAAGUAGCCUCAUGAGAGAGGAAGAGGGAGAAAUAAGAUGAUAAUAAAGAAAGAGAGAAAUAUGGUCUACCCGUUUUCACAAUGACCAUUAUUCUGAGAUGGAUGUGUGGUCGAGAAUUCACACACAUGACAUGAGGUCAGCUAUAAAUAUCUCUAAAUUAUUUUAAUAGUUCAACGAUCAUUAAGCAGCCUUUAAUCUCGCUGAUUUUGCAUUCAAAAAUAGAAGAAUAACUGCUAUUUAUGAAACAUUAAGAACCCGAAUAUAUCAAGAUUCGACUGUGAAAAUAAUAAAAAAUAAGUUGAAAAUGGUCUUAGCUUAAUCUAAGAUGAGUUUUGAGAGGAUCUAAAAGAAGAAUGAAAAUCAUUCAAGUUUUGAAUUAGAUCUGGUCAUUCUGAUCGAAACAUGCAUGAAAUAGAAAUAAUUUGUUGAUAAGUCCUCAUUAUCAUGAGUUAAUAAUUAGUAAAUAAUAUAGUUUUAGCCUUAGCUCAUGAUAAAUAGACUUAUAUUUGUGUUAAAGUGUGAAAAGUAGUUUUAGUUGAUUAACGUAAAUUAUUGAUUAAUUAUGUGAUUUUAUACGAAUUUAUAUGAUUUUUAUAAUCUUACUUUUGAGAUAAAUGAAGAAAAAGAAAUAAAAAUAAAAUUAUAGCAAAAUGGGGGGGCACCUGUCAGCCAGCCACACCUGCAAAUGGGUCAAAAGUGCAGUUAGGGAGGAGCCACAAGCAAGGGCUCGAGUGGCUAGGACCAAUACGGGCAUGUGUGCGCCACUGCCCUUCCAUGUCACCAAUGACUAG
Molecule: messenger RNA, 6727 nt
Organism: Spirodela intermedia
Lineage: Eukaryota; Viridiplantae; Streptophyta; Magnoliopsida; Alismatales; Araceae
Source: the annotation of a GenBank genome assembly